UCCUGGAACCUUUAGAGAGACUAAUCAUCAUGGUCAUAGAUUCUUGGAUGCAUCCCGGCAAACAUAGUGACUAGGGAGUCCUUGAUCUCAGCUAUUUCCUUUUUCCAACUUAAAGUGGGAACAUCUAUCCUUUUGUCUUCACCAGUUGGGGUUGCCUUGGUCUUUGAAAUGGACUUUUUAGACCACUUACCAAAAUUCUUAAAUGGAGAAGUAGAUGUACCUCUUGCUAAAUCCUUCGAAGAGACGCAUAAGAAGAAAAAACCUGACUGUACAAGAGAAGAUUGGGUCGAACCGCGUGCUAAGGCUGCAUAUGAAGGAUUUCAAAAAAGUAUUGAAGAUUGGCGUCAAACCCAACCUACUUCAGAGGAUGGUACCAUGGUCCAACCAUCGCCUGCUGAUAUGACUAGAAUAUGAACAACUGUGGUAGGUGGUCCAAAGAAGGGUAAAACCUACGGGUUCGGAGUUAACCAAUCCUCAAGUAGUUCUUCCCCAAUGUUGCCCAACUCCGCUUUUAUUUUGCAAAAUGCGGAAGAAAAGGAAGCGAUAAAAAAUAAAAUUGAAGAGUUGAAGCAAUAGUGUGCAGUUAGUGAUGCCAAAUUUGCCAAGUUUGAGACGUUAAUCAAGAAACAUAUGCCUCUGAGGAUGAGGAAGAUAGUGAAUCAAAUGAUUAGAUUGUAGUUUUUGGUUCUUGUUUAUGAUUGUGACAUGUAGACUUAAACUAUUAGAAUUAGUAUUUGUUUUGGAUUGUGACGUUUAGACUUAAACAUGUCUUGAAAUGUUUAAACUAUUUAACUCGUUUGUUUUGGAUGUUUCAAAGUGGUUGAAUUCUUAAGUUUUGAUUUUAUUUGUAA
Molecule: messenger RNA, 851 nt
Organism: Capsicum annuum
Lineage: Eukaryota; Viridiplantae; Streptophyta; Magnoliopsida; Solanales; Solanaceae
Exons: 3
Coding region: 169-414 (81 amino acids)
Source: RefSeq, a predicted model, not a curated record